AUGCCAGCAGCUUUAGAAGAAGCACAGAUUGUCCUUCUCCAUUCUAGAUAUCAUGGUUUUCACGGACUUAUUCUUGGAUUUACAAUGAUCUUAAAACAACAAAUUCCAGAUGAAUUUCCAAUUAACUUUAUUCCCAUUAGGGCAAAAAAUAUUCCCUUUAUUGCGCUAAUGAUUAGUGUUGCCUUGUCCUUCCUCACCAAUCAAGUAUCAGAUUUGCCUUUUAUAAUAUUUGGUUUUUAUAUCUCAUGGUUAUAUUUAAGAUUUUAUCAGACCACACAAGAUGGAACAAAAGGAGAUCAUUCAGAUUCCUUUGCAUUUCACACGCUUUUUCCACACUUUUUACAUCCUUUAUUAGAACCAUUGGGAACUAAGAUUUAUAAUGUUUCUAGACAGCUCAAAAUUGUGUCUGAGAUUAGGACAAUUCAAACACCUCAACCCACCUUCACAAACAAAGUCUCUCUUAGUUCUAAUUUUGAUAGCAUUUUCUUAGAUUCUCCCAUUAAACCAUCUGCACAAAGCUCAACUUCAUCACAAGCUGCUUCGCUCGUAGAUCAACAUCUGACCGCCCCAAAGACUUCAGAACAAUCAGCUAAGAGAAGAGAAUUAGCUUUACAAGAGCUCGAUAAGAAAUUACAAAGUAGCACGAACGCUUCCUCUAAUAAAGUGGACAAAAGUGAAAACGUUUAA
Naegleria fowleri is the source of this 687-nucleotide messenger RNA. RefSeq lists its product as uncharacterized. Gene Ontology annotation, cellular component: membrane; Golgi apparatus. The record is from RefSeq and is a predicted model, not a curated record. Gene Ontology annotation, biological process: retrograde vesicle-mediated transport, Golgi to endoplasmic reticulum. Lineage: Eukaryota; Heterolobosea; Eutetramitea; Acrasida; Naegleriidae. The coding region runs from base 1 to 687 and encodes 228 amino acids. The transcript has a single exon.